GCCGUCAAGAUGCUGAAAGAGCACCACCGCGACACGGACCUGAUGGACCUGGUCUCCGAAAUGGAGAUGAUGAAGAAGGUCGGAUCGCACGUGAACGUCGUCAGCCUGAUCGGCGCUUGCACGCGCGGCAGCUCUCUGAUGGUCAUCAUGGAGUACGCCGAGCACGGCAACCUCCUGACGUACCUGCGCGAGAGGGCAGAGUGCGAGCGGCCGUUUGACUCCGAGCUGCCCUUUCCGUGCGACCUGGUCAACUUCGCCUUCCAGGUGGCCCGCGGGAUGGAGUACCUGGCCAGCCGGAAGUGUAUCCACCGAGACCUGGCCGCCCGGAACGUGCUGGUCGGCGAGGACAAGACGCUGAAGAUCGCUGACUUUGGCAUGGCCAGGGACGUCAGGGAAAAGGACUACUACCGCAAGGUCACCGGUGGCCGGCUGCCGGUCAAGUGGAUGGCGCCCGAGGCGCUGUUCGACCAACUUUACACCACUGGGUCUGAUGUCUGGUCGUUCGGCGUGCUGUUGUGGGAGAUCAUGACGAUGGGCUGCGCGCCAUACCCGACCGUCAACAGCGUGGACGAGCUGGGCGACUGGCUGCGGCAGGGUCGGCGCAUGGCCCGGCCGGCCGCCUGUCCCGCCAGCGUGUACGACGUGAUGCUGGACUGCUGGCAUCAGGAGCCGGCCGAGCGGCCCUCGUUCGGCCGGCUGGUGCAGCGGCUGGACGCGGUGCUGGCGGUGCUGACGUCCAUGGAGUACGUGGCCAUGGUCUCGCCCCAGCCGCACGUCGAGUACACGAAGGUGGAGGUGCCGUCUGCGUCGCCCUCCGCGUCGGCCUUGCCCUCGCCGCCGGACAGCUCAGACUGA
Messenger RNA from Pollicipes pollicipes, 855 nucleotides. Its product is annotated as fibroblast growth factor receptor 3-like. NCBI's taxonomy places the organism in Eukaryota, Metazoa, Arthropoda, Thecostraca, Pollicipedomorpha, Pollicipedidae. Gene Ontology annotation, biological process: positive regulation of kinase activity; protein phosphorylation; multicellular organism development. The transcript has 7 exons. Gene Ontology annotation, molecular function: transmembrane receptor protein tyrosine kinase activity; ATP binding. Gene Ontology annotation, cellular component: plasma membrane; signaling receptor complex. The coding region runs from base 10 to 855 and encodes 281 amino acids. The record is from RefSeq and is a predicted model, not a curated record.